Molecule: messenger RNA, 904 nt
Organism: Mytilinidion resinicola
Lineage: Eukaryota; Fungi; Ascomycota; Dothideomycetes; Mytilinidiales; Mytilinidiaceae
Product: putative RNA methylase family protein
Exons: 5
Coding region: 113-904 (263 amino acids)
Biological process (GO): 7-methylguanosine RNA capping; 7-methylguanosine cap hypermethylation
Cellular component (GO): nucleus
Molecular function (GO): RNA cap trimethylguanosine synthase activity
Source: RefSeq, a predicted model, not a curated record
GCAAAAGCAGACACGACUAUACAGAGAGAGGCAACGCAGGGCAAAAACCAAAUUAUCAAUCGAUGAGGGUGGCGUAGCAACAAUCUUCAAGGGUUUUCACGAGCAGGUUUCUAUGGCGCCCAUGACUGAUCCUCCCGCGGACGAGGGCAUUUUUCAUUACCAGUACGGCGACGAUGUCCCAGCAGAAGUUCAAAAGUACUGGGCUCAGAGGGACACCAUCUUCUCGGAGUAUUCUAGAGGCAUUUGGAUGACUAACGAUGCUUGGUUUGGCAUCACGCCCGAACCGGUGGCUAAUGCCAUAUCAGAACAUGUAUCAGAUGGAGCGCCAAAAGAGAAGAAGAUCAUCAUAGACGCCUUCGCAGGCGCUGGUGGAAAUGCCAUUGCCUUCGCCCUGUCUGGCAGAUGGGAGCAGGUAUUUGCCAUCGAGAAAGAUCCAGCCGUACUCAAAUGCGCAAAACACAACGCAGAGAUCUACGGAGUCGAGAAGAAGAUCUGGUGGUAUGAGGGAGACUGCUUUGAGGUCCUCAGGACACAUCUGGCUCGUACCAAAGACGCCAUCAUCUAUGCGAGUCCGCCUUGGGGAGGCCCAGGAUACCGAGAAGACAAUGUCUUCAAUCUCAAGACUAUGGAGCCUUACAACCUCGACACUAUAUACACUGCGUUCGCAAAGGUCACGAAAGACAUUGUGCUCUAUCUCCCCAGAACUUCGAAUCUGAAUCAGCUAGUUAAAUAUACCACGGAAGGUAAGAAGCUCGAAGUUGCGCAUUACUGCCUCAAAGGAGCUAGUAAGGCGAUAUGCGUGUAUUUCGGCGACUUCACGUUCGGACCGAAGGACGACGAUGAGACUAUCGAUGAGACUGCCGAUGGGGCUGCCGAAGGAAAUGGAGUCUCCCACUUGGAAUGA